AUGUCUUCCAAGAUUCUCUUUCUCUCUGCUCUUGUAGCCUUUGUCGAAGCCCGGUUUGGCCAGGAGCAGGUUCCUGUUGCCGCCAUAUCGGCCCUCACCAACCGCGGCAAAGCUGGCGAUGCUGGAACGCUCUCCGGACAGGUUCCGGGCGUCCUCCUAGCUGGUGCCAAUGCCUGUGCAAAGCUCACACUUGCCGACAAUAUCGUUUCCACGCUUGGAAGUACUUCUGACGUCUUAUCCGCUGCUGCCGGACUCGUUGCUGCCGAGAAAAAUUUCAAUCCUUUUGUCGUGUCUGUGCCUUCGUUGUGCUCAGAUCCCACCCUGCCGACCACAGCUGCUCUGCGUGGCAUUGUGCCUUUGGUGGACCCAUCAGUUGGCGGUGCUGAUACCGAGAACGCAAAGUCGAAAACGUCGCUGACGACGCCGUUUAGUGCUGAUGGCAAAAGUGUCGCCGAUGUUGCUUCUGCCAACGGCUUCACAAACUUUACUUCCCAGGGCACCGACGGUUCGACGUCCAGUGCAUCCUCAGCAACUGCCCCAUCGAACGUGGGCAGCAGCGGAUCAUCCUCAUCGUCGACGGCUGCAUCUGCGGCCACCAAUUCAUCAUCUUCUGCAACGGCUUCUUCGGCGUCUUCGUCUUCGACAUCUAUCUCCUCUUCUGUUGCAUCUUCCAAUUCCAGCAGCACUGGAGCUACCGUAAACGGCGUCCAGCAAUCGUCAAUCUCCGGACUGGACUUUGGCCUCUGCGUUCCGACAAUGAAGUUCGAGGCAGGUCUCAAUGGCCGUAAAGAUACCGAAUCUACCUUCCAGGCGAUCGACUCGCUCGUCAACAAGGGCCAGCAGGAGGCUCUGAACCCCAACAUUAUUACGAACCGGAUUUGUGACCAGCUGACCAACGUGUGCAAUGCCAACCAGGCUGCCAAAGAUGCGUGCGCGGCUGCGAAGACGAAAAUCUCGUCGCUUGGUACCAAGGAUGUGACCACAGCCGAUGCCUGGAAUACGGCAUUGGGAUUUGCCGGAACCAACACCAACCCAGAUAACGCGCCUCAGACUGGAUUGGUGGGCCACUCAUAG
Messenger RNA from Grosmannia clavigera kw1407, 1074 nucleotides. RefSeq lists its product as uncharacterized. The record is from RefSeq and is a predicted model, not a curated record. Lineage: Eukaryota; Fungi; Ascomycota; Sordariomycetes; Ophiostomatales; Ophiostomataceae. Bases 1 to 1074 code for a protein of 357 amino acids. The transcript has 2 exons.